Messenger RNA from Durusdinium trenchii, 1101 nucleotides. Lineage: Eukaryota; Dinophyceae; Suessiales; Symbiodiniaceae. The record is from the annotation of a GenBank genome assembly.
AUGGAACAGAACAGCCGGGCCACCCAGUUGGCCGAGUUGAUUGAGCAACAACCACGAGCACGUUUCAAGGGAGGACAGCAUUUGUGCGCUUCUUUGCAAUUCGAUCACUUGCUCACUGGCAAUCGGCUGCUCCAGCCGGAGGAGGUUGUGCAGGCUCCGGAAGUGUACCUGACUUGGGAAUUUGGGACCCGGCUGAGCAAGCUCUCUGUCAGCAAGUUCAAGAACAAACCUGAUUGGGAGCCGGAGGAAGGAGUGGACGACCCUGACACCAAUGCGGAGACCAUCCGAUUGGACCUGGACCAGCUGGCCAAUGACUCAAGGAUCGAGGAUGAUGAGCUCCCGGCGGAUGUCGGCCACAUUGAUCGAGGUGCUUGGCAACACUAUCAAGCUCCCCUGUCCAGCCCGAAGGCCCCGAUCAAUGGCGCCGCGGCGCGACACCAGAGGUUGAUCGGACAGCAGUCUGGACGAACCUUGGCGGAGUGGGCUUUGGGAGGGGAGGCCAAGCGCCACUUUGACUAUGUGCACAACACCGUCGUCCAGAAAGUUGACUUGAACAGGCCAGGAUUUGCGCAUGCGCCAACCCUUCUGCCAUUAGUAGCCCGCGGAGGUGCAAAGGGGGACGAUUUUGGACACUGUUCGAAAAGAUCCAACGUGUCGGAGCUCGGCGAGCUCGGCGUGCUCUUUCAGGCUGCAUCCCGGCAAGUUGAGGGUGGAGUGGAUGAAUGGCUACAAAAGUGGUGCACUGAAGAGGUCUUAUCUGCAUUCUUGCAGGCAUCUUCCAAGGACUCAGCAGUGGCUUCCCUUUCAACCGCCCUGUGCUGGCGGAAGAAGCACCGAUCCGUCCUCACAGGGGCGAGGGUGCCUUCCUGGCAGGGCGACAUGAGAGUGGUUGCACGUGGCGAGUCAGGUCAUCCUGUGACUCAUAGCUGCAGAUCAGUCUUUUUGCACUCCCAGUUUUUCUGCAUGUCCAACCGUUGGAAGGUGGGCGACGGAUGCCACAAUUCCCCUGAAGAGGGUUACACAACAUGGAUUUGGGUGACCUUCGGUUUUGCAAGAGCGGAGAUGAGGCAGAUCUAUCAUGCUAAGGCUUGGUCCAGAUGA